AUGUUAGUAUUAUAUGCCCUGAUAGUAUGUUUAAGCGUUACUGCUUCUAGAAUUUAACUUAAUGAACGGAGAUAUUUUUAAGAUGAGAAUGGUGCUAUUAGAAUAUUUCAUGGAUUUAAUGUAGUAUAUAAAUAAGCACCUUACAUUCCAAAAACAGAAGGAUUUGAUUAUAUGGAAACAUUUAGUGAGGAGGAUUGUUAAAUUUUGAAGAAUAAUGGUUUUAAUGUAAUUAGACUUCAUGUUUCAUUUGAAGGAGCAAUGCCUAAUAGAGGAGAAUUAGAUGAGUAAUAUUUAGAUAAGAUAUCAAUAAUAGUGAGAAUGGCUGCAAAAUACAAUAUAUAUGUUAUUUUGGAUGCUCAUUAAGAUUUAUUUAAUCGUUAAUUUUGUGGGAAUGGAUUUCCUGAUUGGGCAAUUUAAAAUGUAGAUUUUCCAUCACCAUCAAAAAUGCAAAUGAGAUUUGAUUCUUAAGGAUAUCCAUUAUUAGAAGAUUGUUAUUAGUAAUAAUUUGCAUUAUUUUAUUCAACAAAUGAUAUAGGGAGACAUUUUGAAAUGCUUUAUGAAAAUAAAAAUGGAUUGGCAGAUUAUUUUGGUUAAUUCUGGUAAAGAAUAGCAGAAAAAAAUAAAUAUGAAUGGAAUGUUAUUGGUUAUGAAAUUUUAAAUGAACCUUCUCCAGGAAAUUAUGAAAAAGGGAAAAUUAACUUUUUUUGGCCAGGAUAUGCAAAUUAAAAAUAUUUAAUUAAAUUUUAUAGAUUGAUUCACAAUUAUAUUAGAAAGGUUGAUAAUGAAAAAAUUAUAUUUUUUGAAUCUGAUUUUUUAGAUUUAUUUGGAGCUGGUUUUGAUGAAAAUAUAGGUGGAGUUGAAUAUUAAAAUAAAGAAGUCUUUAGUUAUCAUGUUUAUUGUGGUAUAGAAAAGAUUUCAUCAUGGAGUUGUAAUAGAAUUCAUUCCUUAAUUUAUUAUCUUAAGAUGAGAAAUGUUUAAAAUCUUAAAAUAGGAGGUUUUUUGACUGAAUUUGGAGCUGUUGGAAAUGAUGAAUAAUCUAAAGAUAUACUUGAUUUUAUUCUUGAUAAAGCUGAUGUUUAUUAAUAAUCUUGGACUUAUUGGUAAUAUAAAGGAUAUAAUGAUCAUACAACUAUGUCAACCAUGUAUGAAGAAGGACUUUUUAAUGAAGAUGGAUCAUUUUAAAAUCUAAAAUUUAAUGCUUUAAGAAGACCUUAUGCUUAUCAAAUUUGUGCAGAUUCUAUAGAAACUAAUUAAUAUUAUUCUGAUACUAAAGAAUUCUUUUUAUCAUUUAAAUCUAAAUCAGGUUGCUAAACAAAAAUCUUUAUUCCAUAAUAAUAAGGCUCUUCUUAAACUUUUGAUUAUAAAUGUAACAAUUGUUCUUUAGUUAUUAUUGAAAAUUAACAUUAUGAAGUAGUUGGAGAAGGAUAUAUUGAAAUAUAUUUUUAAUUAUGA
Messenger RNA from Paramecium sonneborni, 1452 nucleotides. Lineage: Eukaryota; Ciliophora; Oligohymenophorea; Peniculida; Parameciidae. The record is from the annotation of a GenBank genome assembly.